Cynara cardunculus var. scolymus (artichoke) is the source of this 385-nucleotide messenger RNA. Its product is annotated as glutaredoxin-C1. The coding region runs from base 11 to 385 and encodes 124 amino acids. The transcript has a single exon. Lineage: Eukaryota; Viridiplantae; Streptophyta; Magnoliopsida; Asterales; Asteraceae. The record is from RefSeq and is a predicted model, not a curated record.
UCUUUCAAGAAUGCAUUACCAGCAAAGUGAAUCAUGGGCCACCUACAUGCCAACAGCAACAAGCUGCCAGCUUUUAGAGCGCAUAGAAAGGCUUGCUUCUGAGAAUGCGGUAGUGAUAUUCAGUGUGAGCAGCUGCUGCAUGUGCCAUGCCAUCAAGAGGCUCUUCUGUGGAAUGGGUGUGAACCCAACUGUGUAUGAGCUGGAUCAGGAGCCGUUUGGGAAAGACAUGGAAAAGGCAUUGAUGAGGCUGCUUGGUACUUCCUCUCCUGUCCCUGUGGUGUUUGUUGGAGGAAAACUGGUGGGUGCUAUGGAUAGAGUCAUGGCUUCUCAUAUCAAUGGCUCACUUGUCCCUCUUCUCAAGGAGGCUGGUGCCCUUUGGCUCUAA